Messenger RNA from Canariomyces notabilis, 2773 nucleotides. RefSeq lists its product as uncharacterized. Bases 246 to 2615 code for a protein of 789 amino acids. The transcript is spliced from 7 exons. NCBI's taxonomy places the organism in Eukaryota, Fungi, Ascomycota, Sordariomycetes, Sordariales, Chaetomiaceae. The record is from RefSeq and is a predicted model, not a curated record. Gene Ontology annotation, cellular component: nuclear periphery; anaphase-promoting complex. Gene Ontology annotation, biological process: protein K11-linked ubiquitination; anaphase-promoting complex-dependent catabolic process. Gene Ontology annotation, molecular function: protein binding.
GUUCAUUUCCAGUUGAGUCGCUCGAGAGUCCCUCUUUUCAGAAACACCAGAAACUGGAGACAAUGAAUAUUGGCCCUGGCAAGAACAACCAAACACAGGCAACCGGUAACUAUCCGCGCAAUUACCUACCCAGGUGCCUUAAUAUGAGAGAAAAAGAGAUGAGCCCAUCCUUAAGCCCACCACUUUCAUAAGCUCGCCAAUUCCUCCACAUUCACCUGCAAUUCAGUCACGACACAACAAACAAGAUGGAAACAGCCACACCCGUCCUCCGCCUUUUUGGGUCAAGCUCCCUCGCAACUCCCGCCACGGGCGGCCAAUUCGCCUGCAACCCAGCCAUCGACCUAACAGCAACCGUCGGCGAGGACAAUGCUACGUUGUACGUGUGGCGCGCCAACGACCAGCUCGUGUGGAAGCACGCUGAGCGGGGGAAGAAGGUGGAGGGGAUUUGUUGGAAGGAGGAUGGCCAGUUCCUCGCCUCGGGAUGGAGCGACGGGGUGGUCAGGCUGAUGGGUCUGGAGAGCAGCAAGCCCGUGCAUCAUAUCCGGGUUUGCGAUGCAGACUCUCUCUCCUCUGGUGGGGCCGGGGGGACCGCACCGGCCAAGAUUGAGUUCAUCGCUUGGUCAAAAAACGUCACGGGUGAGAGUAGGAGGAGAGGACGGAAAGGAGGGCCGAGGAGGGCCGAGAGGGAAAUCCUACUGGAUGCAGAACGGAUGGGAGACGUGGCGCUCGACUUGCCACAUGAGCUGACCUUUCUCGAGGUUGAGACGGCGCUGCCGAAGCUAAGUCCGCUCCCUGUUUUGGGCGGAUCGGGAGACGACAUGUUCCUGUUUUCGACGACUGCGUCACUAGACUUUGUAUUUCGGCCGUGCAAGGCCGAGGACGCCGACGACGUGCAUAUCCUGAUCGUUGGCACCGCCGAUGGUGGCAUCCAUCUCAGCAUCUAUGACUCGUUUGUCAUUGGGAGGUUCAAGCACUCGCCCAGAACGGCGAGGGCCGAUCCGGGCUCCGGUGUUUUUCAGCUGUGUGGCCAUGGUUCACACCCCGAAAUAUCUACACAUAUGCUUCUGCUUCGGCCGCAUCAAGGUGACGGGACCGCGUUAUACCUUGUGCCUAUGGAUCUCACUUUUGUGCACCGCUCUCCCGUCAAUCUGUCUUUGCUGGCGUCGAAGACGACGACGCUGCAGAAUUUGCUGCGCUACUUGAAGCAAACGCAGUCACACAUGAUUGGCGAGUGGAAGUCCACAAGGGAACUGCCGUCAAGGUUUUUACUCGGGGUCCAGGAUGACCUCAAGAAAAUGCCCAACGGGGCUUUGACAAUAGUCCAGGCCUUGUACCAUACUGUUGCGACCGGCCAUGUCUUACCCCCUGUGAAGGAAUGGCUCGUGGAUACUCUUGCUGAGCGGGGACUUAAACGAUGGGAAAAGGCCGUGAUAACCGGACUGGUUAAUCUUCGAGGCUUGGUUCAUGAGAAUUUUAUCCCGGCGCUAGAGAGAUGCGGCAUCAUCCUUAGUCGUCUGCUUGGGAUUGCUCGCUUCCAUCGCUCAGAGGAGAGUAUUGGGUUCAGCGAGGCUCAGAUAAGCAAGCUUGCAGAGAUCAUCUCAUGCUUAUUGAUGGUUGCUCACAAGGUCUUGCUCAUAGUCAUGGACGAGUUGGAACAAUUCACGGUAUUCUCGGUAUGGCUGCGGAUGGAAAUCGACAAGCAGGCGUCGUCGUCAAUCACAGACGAGCUGUCGGAGAAAGAGGCUACGAUGGACUAUGCGAAGGUACUAUCAUAUAUCCAGAACUACUUGGUCAGCAGUCCUCUAGCGACAUACUUUGGCGAGCUCGAUAAAGAGCAGCAUAUUAAGGACAAAGAACAUAUCGAACAGGCGCCCUCCCUCCCAGACAUUCUCGGCGCGGAGUUGCAGAAACAGGAAGCCGGUCAGCCUUACAUGGCCGCACUACCUAGAGUCGAAUUUCUACUCGACUAUUUGACCUCCAGGGCUAGCAUUGUGUUCAAGGGCAUCGCUAGGGCAGAGGAGCAAGGUGUCCGGUUCGGCCAAGCUGCCGAAUUGUCCAUUGGGAAGAAGAUUUGGAAGCACGAUAUCUGGGUGAGCAGGCCGAAGAAGAACAGUGAUUCUGCUGCGGUAUAUACAGCAAUGGUCCCUGAAACGGACAAGUCUAAAAUCUAUCUCAUCCGCGCGGACAUCCCACUGCAUGACGGCGUUAGCGGGCCAGCCUCGAUGACUGCCAGCGGACUCUCGCUACCAGACAGUGCAACCAUUGUCGACUUUAAAUUCCUAAACGACGACUCUCUGCUAUUGCUGUGCAGUCAACCAAAAGAAGCAAAGCCAAGCCUACUACAUAUUGCCUAUCAGGCGCGGUAUCAAGAAUACAAGGAGGGAAAUUGUCCUCCCGUGAUUGAAGUCAGCAGGGGGGCCAACAAUAGAAACAUUUCUUGGUUCGACUUCUCCAAUAUUUCGGGCUUCACCCCGGUCCAGAUGGAGGUCCAGAGGGCUAAUAGCUUAAGGGGUGAGAUUCCCGCCAGAGUCUGUCUGUUGGGGCGAGACAAGGCCGUGUACAAGACGUACGCACUUCCAGAAGACUUAGCAUCGGGUGUACAUGCUAGAGGGUAGAACAUCUUGAACUGUUGUUGUUCUAGCGAUACGAGGGAGGGUCAAGCGGUUGAAGAUGGGUUAGCAGGAGCUUACAGUAACUGUCAGUCAGACUCGAAUGCUCAACUAGUGUAAAACCACUGGGUCUGUAAUAUUAGAGAAUAGAAAGGAUUGACGAG